UUCCUAUUCCUAUGAUUUCAAAAUCCUGUGAACCGAAUAAAUACUUACAAGCCCUUAUGGCAAUUCAUUUAAUUAAAGAGCCUCUGAUCCCAUAUGAUUAGCUCGAUGCAUGGCAACUUUUUACAAAGCUCUUGUGACAUUUUCAAACGCUAUCAAGGAACCAGUGGACCCCGGAGGGCUUAUGAUGCUGGAACUGGUGGGCGGCCACGACGGGCCUCCACUGAUGAGACACAACGGCGGGCCAAGUGUGAGUGUGAACCUAGGCUUCGUCAAAAAGGUCAGGCGCGCGCCAACAUUUUCCCGUACAAAACGAUGGCGGGCGGCCGUCGGCUUCCUGACGCUACACCCAUUGACCCAGAGUCGCCGCAGAAUAUAACAACCCCUCACCUGCUCACCAUUACACUGCAGGUGGUCCCUUGGAAACAUAAUUCGACGCCUCACUCUAACAAAAAUUUCGCCGAGGAAGACGCGUCUCUAGAGUCUAGACUCAUUGCCAAUGCCAAGUGGUCAUAACAGACCAAAUCUUUCCCUCCCUCCCAUAUGCUCCACCUCCACCUCCAGCCCACACUCCACUCCACUGUCGACGCGACGGCGAGGCAAUGGCAGCACCAGCACCGCCCCCCAUGCCUCUCUCGCUCGCCUCCAUCGUCGUCAUCUUCUUCCUCGCGUGCUCCGGCGCCGGCCAAGCCCUUCCAGGCUUCCCCAAGCCCGCCAACGAUGCCGGCACCGCCGCAGACCGCCACGCGCUCCUGGCUUUCAGGUCGCUCGUCAGGUCCGACCCUUCACGAACUCUGGCGUCAUGGAGCAACAGCAUCAACAACUUGUCACCGUGCCAAUGGCGCGGCGUGUCGUGCGGCGCCAGGGGCAGCCGGCGCGGCCGCGUGGUGGCGCUGGACCUCCCGGGGCUCGGCCUCCUCGGCACGCUGACCCCGGCGCUCGGCAACCUAACGCGCCUCCGGCGGCUCCACCUCCCCGAUAACCGCCUCCACGGCGCGCUGCCACGGGAGCUCGGCGCCCUCCGCGACCUCAUCCACCUCGACCUCAGCCACAACUCCAUCGACAGCGGCAUCCCGCAAUCCCUCUCCGGCUGCAAGGAGCUCAAGCGCGUCCUGCUCCACACCAACAAGCUCCAGGGCCAGAUCCCACGCCAGCUCGUCGCCGCGCUCCGGAGCCUCGAGGUACUCGAUCUCGGCCAGAACACGCUGACAGGAAGCAUCCCUUCUGACAUCGGGAGCCUUCUAAACCUCCGACUGCUGGACUUAGAAGCCAACAACCUGACGGGGGAAAUCCCCUGGCAGAUCGGCAACCUUGCCAGCCUCGUCAGGCUAAGCCUCGGUUCCAACCAGCUCUCCGGCUCCAUCCCUGCUUCCCUUGGAAACCUGUCGGCGUUAACCGCUCUUCGCGCCUCUUCGAACAAGCUGUCCGGGAGCAUACCUCUAUCAUUGCAGCACCUGGCGUCUCUCAGUGCACUUGAUCUGGGGCAGAACAACCUUGGAGGACCCAUCCCUUCUUGGCUAGGGAACCUCUCGUCGCUAACAUCUUUGAACCUCCAGAGCAAUGGCCUCGUGGGACGCAUCCCGGAGUCCAUAGGGAAUCUCCAGUUGCUUACAGCCGUUUCCUUUGCUGAGAACAGGCUUGCUGGUCCAAUCCCUGAUGCCAUUGGAAACCUCCACGCCCUCGCUGAACUUUAUCUGGACAACAAUGAGCUAGAAGGCCCUUUGCCGCUUUCGAUCUUCAACCUCUCCUCUCUAGAAAUGCUCAACGUACAGAGCAACAACCUCACCGGGGCGUUCCCGCUUGGUAUGGGCAACACGAUGACGAAUCUGCAGGAGUUCCUUGUGUCUAAAAACCAGUUCCAUGGCGUGAUCCCGCCAUCGUUGUGCAAUGCCUCCAUGCUUCAGAUGGUUCAGACGGUAGAUAACUUCCUCUCGGGAACGAUCCCUGGAUGCCUGGGAUCUCGCCAAGAGAUGCUGUCUGCAGUGAACUUUGUGGGGAAUCAGCUUGAAGCAACAAACGAUGCUGAUUGGGCCUUCCUGGCCAGUCUGACCAACUGUAGCAAUAUGAUAUUACUGGAUGUUAGUAUCAACAGACUCCAAGGUGUGCUGCCAAAAUCUAUUGGUAAUCUGUCGACGCAGAUGACAUAUCUAGGCAUUUCAUCCAACAGUAUAAGAGGAACGAUAACUGAAGCGAUAGGGAACCUCAUCAACUUGGAUGAACUUGACAUGGACAAUAAUCUUCUCGAGGGCACUAUUCCAGCAUCUCUUGGUAAACUCGAGAAGUUGAAUCAUUUGGAUUUGUCAAACAACAAUCUGUCAGGAUCCAUCCCAGUAGGUAUUGGGAAUCUUACAAAACUUACGAUUCUUUUCCUUAGUACUAAUACGCUCAGUGGAACCAUACCUUCUGCUAUCAGCAACUGUCCUUUAGAAGCGUUGGAUCUUUCUUACAACCAUCUUUCUGGCCCCAUGCCCAAGGAACUUUUCCUUAUCUCAACCUUAUCGAGUUUCAUGUAUCUUGCACAUAAUUCAUUGAGUGGAACUUUUCCAUCAGAGACGGGGAACCUCAAGAAUCUAGCUGAGCUCGAUAUCUCCGAUAACAUGAUUUCAGGAAAGAUUCCCACCACUAUCGGGGAGUGUCAAAGCUUGCAGUAUCUAAAUGUAUCUGGGAACUUCCUUAAGGGGACAAUUCCACUGUCACUAGGGCAGUUAAGGGGCCUGCUAGUGCUUGAUCUUUCUCAAAAUAAUUUGUCUGGGAGCAUCCCUAAUUUCCUCUGUAGCAUGAAAGGUCUUGCUAGUUUGAAUCUCUCAUUCAAUCAUUUUGAAGGUGAAGUUCCGAAAGAUGGAAUAUUUCGCAAUGCAACUGCAACCUCGAUCAAGGGAAACAAUGCUUUGUGUGGUGGGGUCCCUCAACUGAAGUUGAAAACAUGCUCCAGCCUCGCUAAAAGGAAAAUAUCUUCAAAGUCUGUCAUCGCAAUUAUCUCCGUGGGCAGUGCAAUUCUGUUGAUCAUACUGUUCAUACUGUUCAUGUUAUGUAGAAGGAAUAAGCUUAGAAGAACAAACACACAGACAUCACUCUCCAAUGAGAAACACAUGAGAGUUUCUUAUGCUGAAUUGGCCAAAGCAACAGAUGGUUUCACAUCCGAGAACCUCAUAGGGGUAGGCAGCUUUAGUGCAGUGUACAAGGGAAGAAUGGAAAUCUCUGGCCAACAAGUGGUUAUUGCAGUGAAGGUGCUCAACCUGCAACAAGCUGGCGCAUUGCGAAGUUUCGAUGCAGAAUGUGAGGCUUUGAGAUGCAUUCGGCAUCGGAACCUUGUGAAGGUUAUAACAGUGUGCUCAAGUAUUGACUCCAGAGGUGCUGACUUCAAGGCUCUUGUAUUUGAGUUUCUUCCAAAUGGAAAUUUAGACCAUUGGCUACACGAGCAUCCCGAGGAAGAUGGUGAGCCAAAGGUGCUAGAUCUCACUGAGAGACUCCAAAUUGCCAUGGAUGUGGCUUCUGCACUUGACUAUUUACAUCAUCACAAGCCAUUUCCAAUUGUCCAUUGUGACCUCAAGCCAAGUAACAUUCUCCUCGACAACGACAUGGUUGCUCAUGUUGGUGAUUUUGGGCUUGCAAGGUUCCUACAUGAAGAACAGAGUGACAAGUUAGAGACACCAACUAGCCGGAAUGCAAUAAGAGGAACAAUUGGUUAUGUUGCUCCAGAGUAUGGACUUGGCAGCGAAGCUUCAAUCCAUGGUGAUGUCUACAGCUAUGGUAUACUACUGCUCGAGAUGUUCACCGGCAAAAGACCAACGGGCUCUGAAUUUGGAGAAGAGCUUAGCCUUCAUAAGGACGUACAAAUGGCACUGCCACACCAAGCCGCUAAUGUCAUUGACCAGGACCUAUUGAAAGCAGCAAGUGGUAAUGGCAAAGGAACAGCAGGGGAUUAUCAGAAAACUGAAGACUGCAUCAUUUCCAUUUUGCAGGUUGGUAUUUCGUGCUUGAAGGAGACGCCAAGUGAUCGCAUUCAAAUUGGAGAUGCGUUGAGAAAGUUGCAGGCAACUAAAGAUACAUUUUAUACGCAUGAGUGAUCUGCUUGGUGCAUCAGCAAAACCGCUGGACCAUAUUGAAGCAACUAAAGAUACAUCAAUAUGCAGGAGUGAUCUGAUAUGUUAUGGAUGUACGGAGGAAGUGAGGAUCAUGCUCAUGCUGUCAUGCAUAUUGCUUAGUCAUGUAACUCUGUAAUAAGAUGCUGGAAGCUCAAGAGACUGCAUCAGAGCCGUUUUAAGGAGAACAUGCUGAUAACACGGUCGUAACACCCCCUGGUGCGGGGCUGCCAACCGGGGCUGAAAACCUGGUUCUCACCAAAAUGAAAGCCAUUGCUGAGUUUGGUUCCCCGCACAUGUCAGGUUGCCAAUUGUGCCAUCGCAGUCGGUGGAGCCAGCGUUCGGAGCCUUUCCUUCACUAAAAAGAUGCAAUGCCUUCUGGGUUUCUUCCACUAAAGGUCGACUUUUUUUUAAUAUGUAUUCAUAUGAUGUCAGGUACAUAUUUAAUCAAGUCAUGAUUUAGCCCUUCACCAAUGAACUAAUACACUUUGUAUUGAUUGGCCCCUGCCAGCAUCAAGCAAGAUUUAUUAGCUCAAAUAA
Brachypodium distachyon (stiff brome) is the source of this 4619-nucleotide messenger RNA. Its product is annotated as receptor kinase-like protein Xa21. Bases 600 to 4064 code for a protein of 1154 amino acids. Lineage: Eukaryota; Viridiplantae; Streptophyta; Magnoliopsida; Poales; Poaceae. The transcript has 2 exons. The record is from RefSeq and is a predicted model, not a curated record. Gene Ontology annotation, cellular component: plasma membrane. Gene Ontology annotation, biological process: protein phosphorylation; hormone-mediated signaling pathway. Gene Ontology annotation, molecular function: protein kinase activity; protein binding; ATP binding.